Messenger RNA from Linderina pennispora, 982 nucleotides. RefSeq lists its product as uncharacterized. Bases 20 to 877 code for a protein of 285 amino acids. The transcript has a single exon. NCBI's taxonomy places the organism in Eukaryota, Fungi, Kickxellomycota, Kickxellomycetes, Kickxellales, Kickxellaceae. The record is from RefSeq and is a predicted model, not a curated record.
CUUUUCUGUUCACCUUCAAAUGGGCCAAUACUGGAAUCUCGUAUGCAUGGAUAAGCAGCAGGCUACCGGCCAUUUGGGCAAGAUGGGAGAGCUGCUAUUUAGGCGCACUCCUGACAAGUUAGUUGAUAUUUUAACCACUGGUGUCUUUCAGAGGCUUACUCCUUUGUUGCUACAGGCAAGUGGGCAAGCAGGGAAAUCAUCAAUGGAAGGCAUGCUGCCAGAGAUUCAGCUCCGUAUUUGCUCGUUCCUCGGAUCGAUGGAUGACUUGUUGUGUCUUGCCUUGUCAUCCCGCCGUUUUCUUGAUGCCGUACAGCAGAGUAUACUGAUACUGGAGGAAGCGGUAGUAGCACCAUGGGCCGGCAAGCGCAUCAUCUGUAUAGGCGAUUACGCGGAUGAUCUUCCUGAGGAUUUCUUGACUGAUCGCGAAAAAGCCAUGAUACCAAACAAUCUCUUGUAUCGGUAUGCAGACCGAUUCACUCGCCCGCCACUUACCAGUGAAACGAAUGUUGGAUACUGCCUACGCGCAUACAUGUAUUUGAUGGGGUCGAACUUGAGCGCGGGGAUGAAAAAAGAAUUGAAAUCCAUGUGCUUUACGCCGCUUAUCGACCCUGUGCUGCGAAACCUGACAACAAAGGAGUAUGUCCGCAGUACCGCAGUCCCGAGUGACAUCAAUUUCGGACAUAUACUGCUUCUGAAUAUCUGCUGGACGUCUGAUCCAUCCAUGUCCCUGGGGUACAGAGGUGAUGAGGAUUUUCAUCGGGGAGCAUGGGCCGGCCAUCGGUUUGACAUAGUAUCGCCCGAAUGGGUCGACAGCACCUGGAAGGACGUCAGCGACGCUGUAGUGCCUAAGGUUGCUGCAAUUUUUCGCGCAGGAUAGCAUGCGACACACGUGCCACUGGGUCGCCGCCUGCUACUCUGCCUGUAGUUUGGCUGCCCAAAGCCUCUUUUAGCUUGCGCUGACUAGUGAAUUAGGGCAUUUUAC